AUGGAGGCCGAGGAGGCUGCAGCGGCAAAGGUGGCACUGCGAACGCCCAAGUGCUCCCGCUGCCGUAACCAUGGCUUUGUGGUGCCGGUGAAGGGCCAUGCCGGGCACUGUCCCUGGAAGCUCUGCCUGUGCGACAAGUGCGCCCUCAUCACCGAACGCCAGAAGAUCAUGGUGGCCCAGAAGGCCCUGAGGCAGCAGGUGCCUGACCCUCCGGCUGGAACAGCUGCAGGGCCUGCUCCCCGGGGUGAAGGACCUGGGGUGGCCACGGGGGCGGCCAGUGCCCCCGAAAAGAGCGGCCACGAAGGGACGAAGGGUGCCCAGCCUGCCAGCGGCAACAGCAAAGGCAUGGCAUGCAGGGGGCCACCACCACCACCUCCCAGCGGCCCCCCCUUCUGGGACUAUGCUCACCCUGCUUUUCCUCCAGAAUACAUAGUCAACUCAGAAUAUCUGGAGAGAGAACCUCCAAAAGUGUACCCUGAGUGUUCUGGGGUAUAUCCCUACCACCCGUUUCCCAUGGGAUUUGCCAUCAAGGAGUCAAGCUCUAGGGGAGCACCAUCACCUCCAGGGAUAUCAUUUCAGAGAGGUUUCCGACACAUUCCUAGCAACUAUGGGCCAGGGAAUGGAGCUUCUGUGUCAAUUCCAGAGGGAGGUGCAGAUUUCCAUCAAGCAUACUAUGCUCCUCUACCUCAGUUCAUCCCACCAGGUUUUCUGCCAGGGAUUCAUUACAUUCCACCUCCCCUUUCAGUGAACAUGUUGGCUGAAACAACCAAGGAAGCACAUGGGACAACUGCCAACAGUCAGGAUUCAGCGGUGGUUCAUGAACCUGACCAACCAUCUUCUUCCCCAGAAGAAACAAGCAGAGACCGAUCUGUAUAUUCUGAACAGUAA
This is a messenger RNA of Leptosomus discolor (cuckoo roller), 888 nucleotides long. NCBI's taxonomy places the organism in Eukaryota, Metazoa, Chordata, Aves, Leptosomiformes, Leptosomidae. The record is from RefSeq and is a predicted model, not a curated record.